UUCCUCCAUCGAGUACUUCGUUUGUAAACAAUCGACGCAUGGGAUCAUCAAACAAACCGGCACGGCACUAGGAUUCAGAAUCUUUCUGAACUAUUCGCAACUACAGCAUGAGUUUUUCUCAACCAAAAACAACAAUUGACGAGGGAGAUACCGUUAUACUUUAUCUAACAGUGACUAACGUGUACGCUAUUGAAGCAGUUCCACAGAUAAAAAACAAAAAAGGUGAAUUGAUAGACAAUGUGUUCCAGACAAACUUCGGUGCUUUGAAAGUAAAGGACAUUAUCGGCGUACAGUAUGGGUCCAAGGUUGAUCUCACCAAGGGAUGGGCAUACGUAUUGCAGCCAAACCCCGAACUAUGGACCCAAACGUUGCCACAUCGAACACAAAUUCUGUACACUCCCGAUAUCAGCAUGAUACUGUACCAGCUGGAAAUAAGACCAGGCAGCAUUGUGAUAGAGUCGGGAACCGGCUCUGGUUCGCUGUCGCACUAUUUUUUACGUGCAAUCCGGCCGCACGGUUUCUUGCAUACUUUCGACUUCCACGAGGAGCGUGUUCAAAAGGCUCAGGAAGAGUUUGAGUCGCACGGUUUAGGUGAAUUUGUGAAGGUCACACAUCGAGACGUGUGUGAAAACGGGUUUGGCGCUGACCUUGAUGGAAAAGCAGACGCAGUAUUUCUGGACUUACCGGUCCCUCAGCUGGCGAUACCGCAUGCCGUGAAGGCGAUGAAGGAACAAGGCGGUCGACUUUGCUCCUUCUCACCGUGCAUCGAGCAAUCUGGACGUGUUUGUGAAGCCCUCGAGCAACAAGGAUUUGUCGAUAUUGUCAACUUGGAAGUACUGCAGCUAGAGGAAGUCGUCAGAGUUAAAAACGUUCCUGUCAUGAAUUUGGAGUUUGUUAAACAUAAGAAAACAGAGUCGGACAAAGAAACAAAAACACCGAAGGAGACGAAAAAGUAUGUCACUUCAAGCGCUCCGAGCAGUGUCGCGGGACAUACCGGGUUUUUGACAGUGGCGGAAUUACCGCCACUUUUUGCUCGGUAACCCUAAAACAAAACCUUUUGAAUGGACAAAUAACAAGAAUUUAUUUUCAAAACA
Molecule: messenger RNA, 1094 nt
Organism: Wyeomyia smithii (pitcher-plant mosquito)
Lineage: Eukaryota; Metazoa; Arthropoda; Insecta; Diptera; Culicidae
Gene: Trmt61
Product: tRNA (adenine(58)-N(1))-methyltransferase catalytic subunit TRMT61A
Exons: 4
Coding region: 108-1040 (310 amino acids)
Biological process (GO): tRNA methylation
Cellular component (GO): nucleus; tRNA (m1A) methyltransferase complex
Source: RefSeq, a predicted model, not a curated record